Molecule: messenger RNA, 5921 nt
Organism: Podarcis muralis (Common wall lizard)
Lineage: Eukaryota; Metazoa; Chordata; Lepidosauria; Squamata; Lacertidae
Gene: SMARCA4
Product: SWI/SNF related BAF chromatin remodeling complex subunit ATPase 4
Biological process (GO): regulation of DNA-templated transcription
Cellular component (GO): nucleus
Molecular function (GO): histone binding; ATP binding
Source: RefSeq, a predicted model, not a curated record
AGCGCUCCCUCAGUCGGGGACGCGCGGCAGAGGGGCGGUGGGGGAGGGGAGCGAGAGCAUCUUUCUCUCACACGCGCGGUAGCGUCGGCUCCAGCUCCUCCUUUGUUCGCCUCCACACACCCCACCUCGCCCGCUCUUAGAGAUACCGGGCCGCCCGGCUGGCGGGGGCUGGCACGCAUUGGAAUAGAUACUGACAAUUCAAAGAAAUUGCUCAUUGCCACGGUGGACAACUGCUAUGAGUUAACAAACAACCUGAAGUUCACAGGAAACAGAAGAAGCAAAAGCCAGCUGGUGUUUUGUACAUUAAUAGUAUUAAUAGUAGGAUGCUGCUGUGUAGGCUUCGGGAAAUUGGAAGAAAGGACUUGUGGCACCGUGUGGGCAGGGCUUGCCUUUAGCCAGUAGCUCCUAGGAAUGGUAUCAGCUGGAUACUAUCUUGAACAACAUCGUUGAAAAUGUCUACUCCUGAUCCUCCAAUGGGAGGAACGCCUCGUCCGGGGCCUUCUCCUGGGCCUGGACCUUCUCCUGGUGCUAUGCUGGGCCCCAGCCCUGGACCGUCUCCAGGUUCUGCACAUAGCAUGAUGGGCCCCAGCCCCGGGCCACCAUCAGCAGGGCACCCUAUACCACCACAAGGGCCCGGAGGUUAUUCUCAGGACAACAUGCAUCAGAUGCAUAAGCCAAUGGAUUCCAUGCAUGAGAAGGGAAUAUCUGAGGAUCCUCGUUACAGCCAAAUGAAGGGCAUGGGAAUGAGGGCUGGUGGGCACACAGGAAUGGGACCUCCUCCUAGUCCAAUGGAUCAGCAUUCUCAAGGUUACCCUUCUCCCCUUGGUGGUUCUGAACAUGCAUCGAGUCCAGUUCCAGCUAAUGGUCCUUCUUCUGGCCCCCAGAUACCCUCUGGUCCUGGAGGAGUCCCAUUAGAUGGUACUGACCCCCAAGCGCUAGGGCAGCAGAAUCGUGGCCCAACUCCUUUUAACCAGAAUCAGCUGCAUCAACUGAGGGCUCAGAUAAUGGCCUACAAGAUGCUUGCCAGAGGCCAGCCUUUACCUGACCAUCUUCACAUGGCCGUGCAGGGGAAAAGGCCAAUGCCUGGAAUGCAGCAGCAAAUGCCAACUCUACCUCCACCUUCUGUAUCUGGAACAGGACCAGUGCAAGGACCAGGGCCUGCACCUGGACCAACACCUCCGAACUACAACAGACCUCAUGGAGUGACACAAACGGUGGAGGAAGAAAAACCUUACUCUGUGUGUAUGUGUCUGUCCAAUGUAUGCACAGGUAUGGGAGGGCCUAACAUGCCCCCUCCUGGACCCUCAGGAGUUCCCCCAGGAAUGCCCGGGCAGCCCCCUGGUGGACCCCCAAAGCCCUGGCCUGAAGGACCAAUGGCAAAUGCUGCAGCCCCUACUAGCACACCUCAGAAACUGAUUCCUCCUCAGCCAACAGGCCGUCCUUCACCAGCACCUCCGGCGGUACCUCCAGCAGCAUCCCCUGUAAUGCCUCCCCAAACUCAGUCACCGGGACAACCAGCCCAACCUGCCCCAAUGGUGCAACUCCACCAGAAGCAAAACCGUAUCACUCCAAUUCAGAAACCAAGAGGACUUGACCCAGUUGAAAUCCUUCAGGAGAGGGAGUACAGACUGCAGGCUCGCAUUGCUCACAGGAUACAAGAACUUGAAAACCUUCCUGGGUCACUGGCUGGUGACUUGCGAACCAAAGCUACCAUUGAACUUAAAGCACUACGGUUGCUUAACUUCCAGAGACAGCUGCGUCAAGAAGUUGUGGUAUGCAUGAGAAGAGAUACUGCUCUGGAAACAGCACUGAAUGCCAAGGCAUACAAACGUAGCAAACGGCAGUCCCUGCGGGAAGCUCGCAUCACUGAGAAGCUGGAGAAACAGCAGAAGAUUGAACAAGAACGAAAACGCCGGCAAAAACAUCAGGAGUACCUCAAUAGCAUUCUUCAGCAUGCCAAGGAUUUUAAAGAAUACCACCGAUCUGUCACAGGGAAGAUUCAAAAACUUACAAAGGCUGUGGCCACUUACCAUGCCAAUACUGAGCGUGAGCAAAAGAAAGAGAAUGAGAGAAUUGAGAAGGAGAGAAUGCGCAGGUUGAUGGCUGAAGAUGAAGAAGGGUACCGUAAGCUAAUUGAUCAAAAGAAAGAUAAGCGCUUAGCCUACCUGCUUCAGCAAACAGAUGAAUAUGUGGCCAACCUCACAGAGCUGGUGAGACAGCACAAGGCUGCCCAAGUUGCAAAGGAGAAAAAGAAGAAGAAGAAAAAGAAGAAGGCUGAAACUGCAGAAGGACAGACACCGGCAAUUGGACCAGAUGGUGAACCUUUGGAUGAAACCAGCCAAAUGAGUGACCUACCUGUCAAAGUGAUCCAUGUAGAAAGUGGGAAAAUUCUUACUGGCACGGAUGCACCAAAAGCAGGACAACUAGAUACUUGGUUAGAAAUGAAUCCUGGAUAUGAAGUAGCACCAAGAUCUGACAGUGAAGAAAGCGGAUCCGAAGAGGAAGAAGAGGAGGAGGAAGAGGAACAACCACCGCCUUCUCAGUCCGCUUUACCUGUGGAAGAGAAGAAGAAAAUUCCAGAUCCAGAUAGCGAUGAUGUAUCUGAAGUGGAUGCAAGGCACAUUAUUGAGAAUGCAAAGCAAGAUGUUGAUGACGAGUAUGGAGUGUCUCAAGCCCUGGCAAGGGGGUUACAGUCUUACUACGCUGUGGCUCAUGCAGUCACUGAAAGGGUGGACAAACAGUCCACUCUCAUGGUGAAUGGUGUCCUCAAGCAGUAUCAGAUUAAAGGUUUAGAGUGGCUAGUAUCCUUGUACAAUAAUAAUCUAAAUGGAAUCCUGGCAGAUGAAAUGGGUCUGGGUAAGACAAUCCAGACCAUUGCUUUAAUUACAUACCUCAUGGAGCACAAACGUAUCAAUGGACCGUUCCUCAUUAUAGUACCUCUGUCAACUCUCUCAAACUGGGCAUAUGAAUUUGAUAAGUGGGCUCCUUCUGUGGUUAAAGUCUCAUACAAGGGCUCUCCGGCUGCAAGGCGGGCAUUUGUACCUCAGCUUCGAAGUGGGAAGUUUAAUGUUUUGCUCACUACAUAUGAAUAUAUCAUCAAAGAUAAGCACAUUCUUGCAAAGAUUCGUUGGAAGUACAUGAUUGUUGACGAAGGUCACCGAAUGAAGAACCACCAUUGCAAGCUAACCCAAGUCCUGAAUACACACUAUGUAGCUCCACGUCGUCUGCUUCUCACAGGGACUCCACUACAGAAUAAGCUGCCUGAACUAUGGGCUCUGCUCAACUUUCUCCUUCCAACUAUCUUCAAGAGCUGUAGCACAUUUGAACAGUGGUUUAAUGCUCCUUUUGCCAUGACUGGAGAAAAGGUGGAUUUAAAUGAAGAAGAAACGAUUCUGAUUAUCCGUCGUUUGCACAAAGUGUUGCGUCCCUUCCUGCUAAGAAGGUUAAAGAAGGAGGUAGAAGCACAGCUGCCUGAAAAGGUGGAAUAUGUGAUUAAGUGUGAUAUGUCUGCAUUACAAAGGGUACUUUAUAGACACAUGCAAGCCAAGGGAGUGCUGCUUACAGAUGGAUCAGAGAAGGACAAAAAGGGCAAAGGUGGUACAAAAACGCUCAUGAACACUAUUAUGCAGCUGAGGAAGAUUUGCAACCAUCCCUACAUGUUUCAGCACAUAGAGGAAUCCUUUUCUGAGCACUUGGGCUUCACUGGAGGCAUUGUGCAAGGGCUUGACCUGUACCGCGCUUCAGGGAAGUUUGAGCUCCUAGAUCGGAUUCUUCCCAAGUUACGAGCUACCAACCACAAGGUGCUGCUUUUUUGUCAGAUGACCUCCCUCAUGACCAUAAUGGAAGAUUAUUUUGCUUACCGUGGCUUCAAAUACCUCAGGCUAGAUGGAACCACUAAAGCGGAAGACCGUGGCAUGCUGCUGAAAACGUUCAAUGAGCCGGGCUCUGAAUAUUUUAUUUUUUUGCUGAGUACCCGAGCUGGAGGCCUGGGACUAAACCUACAGUCUGCUGACACUGUGAUCAUUUUUGACAGUGAUUGGAAUCCCCACCAGGACCUGCAGGCCCAGGACCGAGCACAUCGCAUCGGGCAGCAGAACGAAGUCCGUGUGCUGCGCCUUUGCACUGUGAACAGUGUGGAAGAGAAGAUCCUUGCUGCAGCCAAGUACAAGCUGAAUGUAGAUCAAAAGGUUAUCCAGGCUGGCAUGUUUGACCAGAAAUCUUCCAGCCAUGAAAGGAGAGCUUUUCUCCAGGCUAUCUUAGAGCAUGAGGAGCAGGAUGAGACCAGAUACAGCACGGGCAGCGGCAGUGGCAGCGCAAGCUUUCCCCACACUGCCUCAACCCUGUGCCUCAACUCCGACUUGGAGGAACCACCUUUAAAGGAGGAAGAUGAAGUUCCUGAUGAUGAGACAGUUAACCAGAUGAUUGCCCGGCACGAGGAGGAGUUUGACCUUUUUAUGCGCAUGGACUUGGAUCGCAGGCGAGAAGAAGCCCGCAAUCCAAAGAGAAAGCCACGUCUAAUGGAAGAGGAUGAAUUGCCCUCUUGGAUCAUUAAAGAUGAUGCUGAAGUAGAGAGGCUAACCUGCGAGGAAGAGGAAGAAAAGAUGUUUGGGCGAGGUUCUCGUCACCGUAAGGAAGUGGACUAUAGUGACUCGCUGACUGAGAAGCAGUGGCUCAAGGUAUACAUGGCCAUAGAGGAGGGAACGCUGGAGGAGAUAGAAGAGGAGGUGCGCCAGAAGAAAUCUUCCCGCAAGCGCAAGAGGGACGUGGACGUCAGCUCAUCCACGCCAACCACCAGCACUCGCAGCCGGGAUAAAGACGACGACAGCAAGAAGCAGAAGAAGCGUGGGAGGCCCCCGGCCGAGAAGCUUUCGCCAAAUCCACCCAACCUCACCAAGAAAAUGAAGAAGAUAGUUGAUGCUGUGAUUAAAUAUAAGGACAGCAGCAGUGGACGCCAGCUUAGUGAAGUCUUCAUCCAACUUCCUUCUCGCAAAGAGCUUCCAGAGUACUAUGAACUCAUCCGCAAACCAGUGGACUUCAAGAAAAUAAAGGAGCGCAUCCGGAACCACAAGUACCGCAGCCUGAAUGAUCUGGAGAAGGAUGUCAUGCUCCUGUGUCAGAACGCACAGACUUUCAACCUUGAAGGCUCUCUGAUUUACGAAGACUCGAUUGUGUUGCAGUCUGUCUUCACCAGUGUGAGGCAGAAAAUUGAAAAAGAGGAAGACAGUGAAGGUGAAGAGAGCGAAGAAGAGGAAGAAGGAGAAGAGGAAGGAUCUGAAUCUGAAUCUCGUUCUGUCAAAGUGAAGAUAAAACUGGGCAGGAAGGAGAAAGCACAAGACCGGAUGAAAGGACGCAGGCGCACCAGCCGUGGGUCACGGGCCAAACCUGUAGUUAGUGAUGAUGAUAGCGAGGAAGAGCAAGAAGAGGAUCGCUCAGGAAGUGGCACCGAAGAUGAUUAAAGAGACAUUCCAUGGUGCAGACCUCAAAGCAUCCGUCUUUCCAAAGCAGAGAUGCUGUAUUCCCUUAGCUGCAACGGGUAGCAAGAAACGUAGUGUCGGAUGUGGGCAAACUGUAUAAAACUCUUCCAUAUUUAUACUGCAGUGAAGAUGUAGGACUUGUUUGUGUCUUGCCUUGUCCUCACAUCAGUAGCAUUUGUAACAGCAUUAACUGUUUUAAAAAAGAAUUAUGAAUUGGGGAACACUUGAUAUAUAUUUUUUUUCUUUUUAUGGCAGUACUAUUUUCAGUUGCAGUAUUGAAUCACUGUAGUUUUAACCUGUGGGUGCAUGUGUGUAGCAGUCCACUUCCUAGUACUGUAUUUUAUGAAAACAGGUUGAGCAGCCAGCUGCCCACCAGGUGAGGAGAGGGUGGCAGUGGCAACUGUGUGUCACUGGAUUUCAAAACAGUAAUAAAUUAAGCAAAAAGUA